UCUCUUCUCAUUUCAAGAAUCCUCUCUUAACCCCCUUACACCCUGCUCUUUUGAUCGUUCUUGAGGGCUCCAAAACAAUGGAUUUUAAAUACGAUGAUCCUAUUGAGAUAUGCAAGAAGGAAGAAGGGUUCUCAGGCAUUUAUUACAAAGCAAAAUAUCUGGCUGCGAUGGGAAGUAACAAGUACUUGGUACGUUACGAUACUCGGUUAACCGAGGACGGAUAUAGCCCUAUCGUCGAAGCUGUUGACGCAGAUGAAAUAAGGCCUUUGCCCCCGAAAAGUGCUCAUAAUAUCGUCGUGUCCGACAAGGUUGACGCCUAUGUCAACCUUGCUUGGAGGGUUGGGACUGUUAUAAGAAAAGUUGAUUCUAACUACCAUGUGAAGUUGGAUUGUGAUGGGAAGGAAGCGCACUGUGCUUUCUAUAAUGUUAGACUUCAUCAUGAAUGGCGCGACGGGAGUUGGUUCGAUCCUGAAAGUGGGUCUCAAAGUAGCCAAGCAAGCACAUCAGCGCAAGGAGGUCAGCCAGCAACUGAAGGCAGCAUAGCAGACACAGGAGAUCAGGGGACGCAGCCUAAAAAUGAGGGUGACUAACCAAAUCCAGGACAAGGAAGAGGCUAGUCUACAGCUCUAGAUGCUGCCACAGAACAUCUAUCAUUUUUCUUUCUUUUUCUUUUAUAGGCUGAUAGUAGAACAAAGUGCAUAGAAACAUUGCUGAUGAUCCUUGUUUUGCAGCUUCAUGGCACAAAAUGGGCAAAUUUUCGGUACCUUGGAAAUUGGUUUACAAUAGCAUUUGACAGUAAGUAAUUAGCUAGUGCCAUGUGCAACCAUUCUAAGUUUGAUUUUAUGGCAAUUACUAAUUACUUUCAGAUGACUCUUAACAUGAACCGUAUAUACUUCUUCGUUGCUGGUUCA
This is a messenger RNA of Theobroma cacao (cacao), 911 nucleotides long. RefSeq names its product protein AGENET DOMAIN (AGD)-CONTAINING P1-like. The record is from RefSeq and is a predicted model, not a curated record. Lineage: Eukaryota; Viridiplantae; Streptophyta; Magnoliopsida; Malvales; Malvaceae.